This is a messenger RNA of Scaptodrosophila lebanonensis, 1060 nucleotides long. Its product is annotated as venom allergen 5-like. The record is from RefSeq and is a predicted model, not a curated record. The coding region runs from base 26 to 970 and encodes 314 amino acids. NCBI's taxonomy places the organism in Eukaryota, Metazoa, Arthropoda, Insecta, Diptera, Drosophilidae. The transcript is spliced from 3 exons.
GUCAUGAUAAGGACAGCGGAAGUUAAUGGAGCGACUUGUCACUAUUUUCCUAUUGGUGCUGGGAGGUUGCGCGGCGUCGAAUUACCAUUGUCGCCAAGAAGCCGACCUGUGUGAUGAAGAAGAAUAUCAUAUUGCUUGCUAUAUUCAUGGCUUUGAUACUCAAAUAUGCGGUGAUGAUGCUGUGCUUUUAAAAUUAUCACCAAGCACAAGGGAUUUAAUUGUACGAGAGCAUAAUGUGUACAGGAACACUGUGGCAAGUGGAAAGCUGCGGGGACUGCCAAAGUCUGGAUAUAUGAUUGCUUUCAGUUGGGAUACAGAGCUGGCCACGAUAGCUGAGCUGAAGGCAAAAACCUGCACCUUAAAAAGACCAGACUAUGAGUUUUGCUUAGCAACCAACAGGUUUUCAAUGCCUGGCUACAACGCGGCCUUCAACAUAUUUAAUGGCGAACAGGACGAACUGAAAAUUAUACGUGCACAGAUUAGAUCUUGGUAUAACCGGUAUAGAUACACCACUGUCAGGAGCUUAGCCACUGGUGAAGGUUCUGGAGGAAAAGACAUUUCACAUUUUCUUCAACUGAUAUUUGGAUACUCCAAUGCAAUCGGCUGCGCAAUUGUCAGAUUCUCUACGAAGAGGAAAACCGUGCAAAUGAUGUACUGCGUCUAUGGAUGUAACAGAUUUGGAUGCGGAUUCACUUAUAUUCUUGGAAGGCGAGCUGCGGACGGAUGUAGAACUGGUAUAGAUUACGAAUUUAAAUUUUUGUGCAGUAAAGCUGAAUUUGUGGAGAACUGUGAAUAUAACGAAUAUUGUGAAGUGCCAUAUUUAUAUGAAGAUUAUAUGAGUUCAAACCACGAUGUGGAUUUGUCGCAAGACCCGAUUCCAAUCCCAUCCAAAAGGAGGAAGAGGCCCCAGCAGCAGCAGGAGGCGAUGUAUUCGGAAGACUCUGACGAUUGGGAAUCGCUCUUAGAAUAAAGUACAAAAUUCUUGUAUUUAUUAAUUUAUCUUGUAUUCAAAUAUGAGAGAGUGUAUUGUGUGAGCAUUACAGAAAUACGUGUAUGUGUA